Zymoseptoria tritici IPO323 is the source of this 376-nucleotide messenger RNA. RefSeq lists its product as uncharacterized. Lineage: Eukaryota; Fungi; Ascomycota; Dothideomycetes; Mycosphaerellales; Mycosphaerellaceae. The transcript is spliced from 4 exons. The annotation marks the transcript as partial. The record is from RefSeq and is a predicted model, not a curated record.
UUUGUUCCAUUUACGUCCUUUCGGAGUCCAAGACUAUGUAGGACGGCUUUGCCAUAAAGGCAAAGCAGUAGAUCUAGUUACAAUCAGAUUUUUCGGUAUUCUUUGACCUUAGGGGAAACCCCGUGCCUAAGGCAAAAUGCCAAAGGACUUUAAAAGCAGCGCAAGACAAAGGAAAUCAAACGAGUGUCGUUGUCUGCAGCCGGGGCUGCAGAAUUUUCGCGCCAAGCUUUUUGCAGAAUUUUCAGCGGAUCCUUCCGCUUCGCACACACACACACGCUGCGAAUUCGAAAGAGAUGCAGCGCAAGAAGCAGCUGUCCAACUCGCUGCCUUCUCUUGUCCUCAAUAUGCCUUUGUAUCGCAGAGUUGUGGAUUCCAC